Molecule: messenger RNA, 462 nt
Organism: Penicillium salamii
Lineage: Eukaryota; Fungi; Ascomycota; Eurotiomycetes; Eurotiales; Aspergillaceae
Source: the annotation of a GenBank genome assembly
AUGUUCCGUUUCAGCAAAACCCUCGACCCAAUCACCCUCUUCCACUCGCCGUCGCUCUCAGCAUCGACGCGCACCCUCAACAUCCUCAAGCAGGCAUCAGCAACGGCCGGUGAAGUUGCAACCGAAGACCAAGCGAGUGACCACUCUCGACAUGCCAAGCAGCAGCGUGGCGAAUUCGAGCUCGAGGUCACCACCGGCCCCCCGACUCUGGAUCAGCUCCGCAACAUCUUGGAUUACGUCUCCCCCGUCAGCGGCGUGGGCGGCCAAGGCGAGAAGAUGACAUACGGUGUUGCGGAGAUUGUUAAGGGGGCUCGCGAUGCAGAGGAUGCAUUGAAGAAGUUCAAGGAGAACAAUGAGAACUUCGCCAGGCCCGUGACUGUUGACUGGACUAACGGCCGUGCUGUCAUUGGAGACCACGAGUCUGAAAUUCUGCGCAUGGUGCGCCAGCUCCCUGCCAACUAA